ACCUCUUCCACUUGCCCUGCACCUGAACAUCCUUUUCGGCACGCCUGAAUCUUCGCAUUUCUCCGCCCGACUCUUGGUUUCAUGGCAACAUUUGCAACGUGUACCGACUUGCAUCGCCAUGCGUCGACGCACCAUGCAGGACUCGCCGCCAUCUCCUUCUGCGCCAGCGACCAUACCGACGAUGAAUUUCAUGGUGUCCCGCCUGCGGCUUCAUAUAUUUUUGGAAAGUGUCAGUUCUUGAAGGGUCUCUCACAUCUGAACCUGUGCGAGUACUUGGAUGUCAUCAAAGGGAAGCGAGAUCGCAUGUUUGUUGUCCAAGAGCACUAUACCACUUCAUUCAAGAGUAUCCGCAACGAGCUUGACAGUGAAGAAAAACAAGGGGUGUCGAAAGGGCAAGAUAUUACACGCAUCCGAUCAUGGGGAGCGCAGAUUUUAGAUGCGCUGGCGUACCUCAACGCUCAUGGGAUAGUGCAUCGGAAUCUUUCGCUCGCAAAUAUCUUGCUGACCGUGGAUGGAUCUGUCAAGCUGUGGAACUAUGGACUCUACAGCAUGACUAAAGGAGGUUCCUUGGUGCAGUUUUCGAUCGGAAAUCCACAUUACCUCUCACCUAUCACUCUUGGGCAGCAAUUUACUUCAGGUUUACAGGAUUAUUCGGUCGAUGUAUGGUCACUAGGAGUCGUUUUGACAGAGAUGUUUCUCGGGGAAUCAUUUUGGCGCAAGGACAGGCUAGACCUGGAUGAAUUGAUGGCGUCACUUUUCGCCCUUCGGAAACGUUCUGUGAAGACGAAGAACUGGAUUGAAGACUGCCCGGAGAGCAUUGGCAUCAAUCCUAUCGUUCUAGAAUUUCUUCAAACAGGUCAGAGACCGACUCAAGCGGAGAAUGAGGCUAAAGUCUCAGAUAAGGAGAGCGACCUACAGGAACUAGUGGCAUUUUUGAGGGAAUGCUUAAAGCUGGGACAACCGACCAGCCAAGAGCCGGAACAGAUGCGGAACCAUGCGUUCUUCAAGCCCUACGAUCUUUUGGAUGACAACAGCUCAUCAGGACUGAGAUCAAAGCUGUGGCAUCAGAAGCCAUAUAUCCAAUCUUCGUUUUUACCCGAUUUCGAAGGCGAGGUUGAGCGAUUACGUCAAGCAAUUUCUCAAGGACAACUGCACAAUGGAUCAGCAGUGAGUCCGAUCAAACAGGAACUCCUGCGGAAACUCCCAUUACCACAGGUGUUCUAUCUCUGGAAAUUAGCUGGAGGCGACGUGGAAGCACAGUUCCGGAGAAAUGGACGUCUUGUGGGCACGCCCGCGAUCCAACUGCUCCCAAAGGUGGUAAAGGUUGCAGAGGCCAGAGAUGAACGUCCACCUGCGCGGGAUAUUGCUGACCUGUUUUCGGAUCUUCCCUGCAUUUUACCGCUCGAGAAUCUGGAAGCAGAGAUCCUGAAAUCGAUCCACGAGCCCAACAAAGGCCAGUUCUCAUGGGACACGGACUAUUUCUUGUUCUCGGAUCCGGACGAAAUGAACUUUUUGCAGAGCACGAUGGACGAUGACAAGGACAAGGAAGCUGGCAGCGGCAAGGAGGAUGCAUUCUUAUACCCGGAUUCGAUGCGCGCCCCUGCAUCCAAACAGCCAUUUUCAAUACAGUCAGGGUUGACUGCAGGAGAAGGAGUUCUGCAUCAGGGAGCGCCCUCGAUAGCGCAGCAACCCAUCAGGACGCGCGUCAAAGUUCCGCUAUCGAUUCGGGAGAAGGAUUUGGGAUACCAGUAUCAGCGGCUGUCUAUGUUCACGGAUUUACUGCUCCAGUAUCCAGCCUCUCGGACAGAGAUCUUGCACCAUUCAAAAAUUGACAUCCCGCCAUUAAUUCGCGGCAAAGUCUGGGCGGCGAUCCUAGGAGUUGUAGGCGACUAUCAUGAGGUAUAUAAUGGAUAUGAUAAGCACACGGAAAAGCCAACUGACCGACAAAUCGACUUGGAUGUACCAAGGUGCCACCAGUACAAUCAGCUCAUGUUUUCUCCUGCAGGACACGAGAAGAUGAAGCGGCUGCUCAAGUGCUGGGUUGAGGCGAAUGAAAAUCAGGUUUAUUGGCAGGGUCUGGAUUCCUGCUGCGCGCCAUUCUUGACGCUUAAUUUCAACGAUGAGGCACUGGCAUUUGCUUGCAUCCAGUUGUUUCUGCCAAAGUUCCUCAAAGACAUGUUCCUGCACGAUAAUUCGCAGGUCAUUCACGAGUAUCUUGCAGUAUUCAGGCACUUGCUGUCCUAUCAUGAUCCGGAGCUUUCUAGCCACCUGGAUCACAUUCGAUUUAUUCCGCAACUUUAUGCCAUUUCUUGGUUCAUGACUCUUUUUACUCAUAUCUUCCCACUUGACAAGAUCUACCAUCUCUGGGACAAGAUCCUUGUUGGUCCCUCUUCACUACCACUCUUUGCGGGUAUUGCCAUCUUGCAGCAGUUUCGUCAAGAACUUCUUCGUUCUGAGUUCAAUGAAGCGAUCGGUAUAUUUUCAGAGUCUUUUCCAGAGAUGGAUAUCGAAAAGUGUAUCGAGACUGCGCUGGCGAUGUGCAGAAUCACUCCGCCAUCGACGUGUUGGCUAUCGUAUGAUAAAGAAUCAAGAGAGAUGAAGAAACAAAUAUCCGCUGGAAUCAAUGGGGAUAUUCACCAUGGAUCAUCGUCAGCAACACUGCCCUCGGAGCAAACUAGCCAGAGCAGCAGGGCAUCGAUAGAUCAGGAGCCGGGAAGAUUCAAGGAAAUAGAAAAGCGGCUAUCUGGAGGGGUAGGGGGCACACAUACAACUGGGACGCUACAACAUUGGUGGGAGGAGCCUCUGACGAUUGAGGCCAUGAAUGCCGAGUUAGCGCCUAGGAUCCAUUGGUCAGAUUUCAUACGUUUGCGGUUGCAGGCCAUGGUGAUUGAUAUUCGGCAGGAGCAAGAGUUCCGGAACGGUCACUAUCCGCUUUCGAUCCAGAUGAACCCAGGACAGCUGGACCUGCUAGUGCAUAUUCUGCAAAAGCUGAAGCGGAAAUACUUGGUGGUCAUUGCCAAUAGAGGCGACUCUGGUCCUGAGUUCGCGUCGGCACUCGUACGUCGUGGGUUUUCAAGGGUUGCGCUGUUAAUGGGCGGUAUUGAUGCUUUGCGGAUCGCGGAACCCAGCAAUGCGACUAUAUUGGGCGCAUCUCCCGCUUCUCCUUCGCUUUCGAGCACCAACACGAGCAACACAGCAGCGUCAGCAUCGUCAUCAUCAACGACGACAAUGAUUGUCACGACGCCCACGAUCUGUUCGUGUAGAGUCAUCCGUCAGUUGAUUACUGUGCAUAGCAAGAUCAAGGAAGAAGUCGUUGUGCACAAGUGCAAAACCCCGUUCACUCAAAAAAAGAUGCGGUCGACCAUCUUAUCUUAGAACCCCCACUCGGCUCAGAUAAAUCAGAAAAGAACUAAAU
Molecule: messenger RNA, 3415 nt
Organism: Gamsiella multidivaricata
Lineage: Eukaryota; Fungi; Mortierellomycota; Mortierellomycetes; Mortierellales; Mortierellaceae
Product: rab-GTPase-TBC domain-containing protein
Exons: 9
Coding region: 82-3375 (1097 amino acids)
Biological process (GO): protein phosphorylation; activation of GTPase activity
Molecular function (GO): ATP binding; protein kinase activity; GTPase activator activity
Source: RefSeq, a predicted model, not a curated record